This is a messenger RNA of Elgaria multicarinata webbii, 1810 nucleotides long. RefSeq names its product chromosome 1 C1orf74 homolog (gene C1H1orf74). The record is from RefSeq and is a predicted model, not a curated record. Bases 287 to 1093 code for a protein of 268 amino acids. NCBI's taxonomy places the organism in Eukaryota, Metazoa, Chordata, Lepidosauria, Squamata, Anguidae. The transcript is spliced from 2 exons.
UAACCAAUGUGGCUUAUGCCGUCUGAACAGGGUCAAUGUUAGAUGCAUGAUGUGGUUUUCUCAACGAAUAUGCGGAGACGGACAGAAAGCUUGGUGGAGUACAAAAUGAGGCCGAAAACCUAAGCAAUGCAGAUUGGACUGCCAACCUUAUGCAGAUUACAAAUGAAAAUGAGAUCUAUUGAAAGAAGAGCAAAAGAUUCAGUCUGACUGGAACCUGUUCAAAGUAGCAUAUGGCUAGAGGACAGUGAGGCAAUUUAGGAGUUCCCUGGGUCAACCCACUCCAGAGAUGGGAACAGCUGAACCAUUCCCGCAACUGCUCAUUGCUGCAUCUCGACAUCAUCUUAGAAUAGGGAAAAAGAAAGGCUUAUCUCCCUUGACUUCCUUGAACCUGGCUGGGGAGAUACUGGCAGUAGCUGCUGGCUUGAAACCAGCUUUCUUGUAUGAUUACAAUUCUGCUGGGAUUGCUCAGAUCCUGAGUUACAUUCAUGAGCUUCAGAUUAUCUGUCAGCUUGAAUGCCGGCUACAUGUUCUGACCAUAGCUGAAAACGUCCUGAUAAUCAACUUGGAAAUUAUGCUGCUGUUGUUGGAGACAAUCUUGCUUAAAAACAGUGUCCCCUUCAUUGAUGUUUCUGCUUCCCAAACAUGCCCUGGAUUUUGUUAUCCAGAAGAUGUGAAUCGCAUAAAAGGCCACCUGUGUGAGAUACUGAAUCACAUGAAAGCGCUGGCAGCAGACACAUCCCAGAUGCUUUCUUCCAGUGCCCUCUUUUCCGCUGAAUGGAAUCUCUGCACCUUUUUUGGUGUUCUGCUCGGCUAUCCGGCAGCCUAUACUUUUGCUGCUCAGAAGAGCUUUGAUAACUGCCUUUCUCUAGCCCCGCUGAGGGUGUUCACUGUCCAAGCCACAUUCUGUAAGUUCAGCAGUAAUUUCAGGGUCCGACUUUAUUCGUUCAGUGUCCCAGAACUCUUGUAUCCUGACAUGAAAAUAGGCCUCGAUACAUGGUGUGAAAACCUCAAGAACGCUUUUAAAGCUCAGAAAGACUUUGCCGAUCUCUCUAUCACAACUGAGGUGGUGGUGCUGGCAGCCGUGGCCUUGUAAAUGUAGGCCAUGAUCCAGAGGCACGUACAAAAUUGUCCUCAUAGCAUCCAACUGAACUGUUGUUGUUUUCUUUGGAACUUCAGAUCUGAAGAGCAAUUUGAGAAGCGUAGCUCUAAGUUACCAAAAGGUGUUGUUUUUUUAGCAGUUCUGGGCUAUCCAUUAACCGCCAAGCUCCUGAGGUGUUUAUAUUCAGGCUAGAUGUUUUAAGGUGGCAUGUAUGGCUACAGUUUUGAGGCUAUCCUGCAUGUAGUCAUCUAAAGUGUUGUUCAGCUCAACCACAAAGAGUCCAGCUGGUUUUCACCAGCCAAGAUUACCAAAGCUGUAAGACUGACAGUUAAAUAAAUUGUUACAGAACUGUGUGGUAUGUGGAUACACCAGAUACACAUGCCACUUUUUGUAAUGUAGCCUUUAAUUAAAAACAACAACAACAGCCAAAAUAAACACACAGCAGUCAAACUCAUUUAACAGAUUGUGCAGUUCAAAACUAUAAAAAAUUAAAAAUAUUUUGUUCAAUACAAAAAUACGCACUUUCUGUAGAUAACUUAGAAUGUGAAGGUGGAAACAUAAGCAAAACUAGACAGAAAGUAUACUCAAGGUAUAAAGUUGACUAAGUAAGAUACCAGAGCUGUUGCCAUCACUACCAUUAGGAGAGGGAUCCAGUGAUCAUGUCGUCUCUGAAAGAAAGAUGAAACCUAAUGAAAUAAAAAACUUAACUCA